AUGGCGUGGACAAAGGAUAAUAUCAGAUCUGGCGAACACCGGCCCCUUUCUACAGAUUCAAGAUUCGACUGUCGACUGGCGAUUGUGGAGACAUCGGAAAACUUCUACUUCCUCGCCGGCGACUUCGCUAGUUCGCUCAACAGUCAAGUUCUUCUUUUACAUAUCCGGUUGAUUCGUCUUCCUCAUCGGAAACCUUUGCUAGGUCGUUCAAUAGUCAAGACUCAUCCGGUAAAUGCUUCUUUUCUAGUCCUACUGAUCUUCUAUACAGGUCCUACUCCCCAAUCUAUAAUACAGGGGACUAUCAGAAUAUUAUCGAAUCGGUUGGUUGAAUCUCCUCCAGGAGAAGAGGCAUGGCUGAUUUGUAUUCCUGGUCUUGCAAAAGAGUCGAUGAGUGUCACAAAUAAUAUGAGUAAUGAUGCUUCUGGUUCUACAAAUUCAAUGACGCAAAGGAAAAAAAUGAAACCAAGAUCUGAUGUUUGGAUGCAUUAUGAAAGAUUUGUAAAUGAUGACGGAAAUGAGAUGGCUAGGUGCAUGCACUGUAAGAAGGUUUACAAUGCACAAUCGAGAAAUGGAACAACUACUCUAAAACAACAUUUAAAUAGUUGUCCAGAAAAUCCUUUGAAAGGGAAGGGUACUCCUCCGGCAUGGAAAUUUGAUCAAGAUGGAGCACGCAAAAGUUUGGCCCGUAUGAUUAUCAUAGACGAACUUCCUUUUUCCUUUGUAGAUGGUGAAGGAUUUAGACAGUUCAUGUCAUACACUUGUCCUAAGUUUCUUAUUCCAUCUCGAUGGACAGUGGCUAGAGAUUGUUAUGAUUUGUACAUUAUUGAGAAGCUGAAACUAAUGACUUAUUUCAAGAACAAUGAUCAAAGGGUUUCAAUUACCACCGACACUUGGACUUCAAAUCAAAAGGUGAAUUAUUUGUGUAUAACUGGUCAUUUUAUUGAUAUUGAUUGGAUGUUAAAGAAAAGAAUACUAUGUUUCUGUCCAAUUUCAAGUCACUCCGGCGAGUCAAUUGGUAAAACGGUGGAGAAAUGUUUAAUUGAUUGGGGCAUUGAUAGGAUAUUCACCGUAACUGUCGAUAAUGCUAGUUCUAACGAUACCGCAGUGGCAUAUUUGAAGAAAACUUUUACAAACUGGGGAACUAACAUUUUAGAAGGAAAAUUGAUGCACAUGCGAUGUAUUGCCCACAUUGUCAACUUAAUAGUUACUGAUGGCUUAAAAGAAGUUGAUGAUUCUAUAAGUCGAAUUAGAGGUGCAGUACGAUAUGUGCGUCAAUCUCCAUCAAGACUGGCUAAAUUUAAACAAUUUGCCGAACUAGAAAAGGUGCAAUCAAAAAGAUGGCUUUGUUUAGAUGUAUCAACUCGCUGGAAUUCGACUUAUUUGAUGUUGGACACUGCUCAAAAAUUUGAAAGGGUGUUUGAUAGGUAUAAAAGAGAAGAUGCUACUCUUUUUUUUGACCUUGAUAAUGGGGCUGGAAUGCCAAAUGUUGAUGAUUGGACAUAUAGUCGGGCAUUUUGUUUCAUGUUGAAACAUUUCUAUGAGCUUACUCUACGAGUAUCGGGUUCUGCAUAUGUGACUUGCAAUAGUUUUCUAAAUGAGAUUAGUACGGUUCAUUGCAUAUUGCAAGAUUGUGAAAUGAGUGAUGAUUGUCAUAUACGCGAUAUGGCGAAGAGGAUGAAAAUGAAAUAUGACAAGUAUUGGGGAGACAUAGAAAAGAUGAAUAAGUUGAUUUUUAUCUCUGCUAUAAUUGAUCCCCGACAAAAGAUGGAUUAUGUCGAUUUUGUUUUAAAAGAAAUGUACGGUGAAGUCAUUGGAGUAAGAAUGAGCAUACAAGUGAAACAAGCUAUUUACGAAUUAUACAACGGAUACAAAGAUGCAUUGAAUUCAUCCAAUGAUACAAGUGAAAGAGGACAAGUAAGUGAAUUGGUAUCGACGUCAACACCAAUGAAAGAUACUAUGACGAUGCGUUACAAAAGGCACAAAAUGGAAACCGGGAGUGAAGAAACAAAGUCAGAGUUAGACAAGUUUUUAAAUGAAGAUACUGAAAAAGAUGUUGAUGGAUUUCAUGUUUUGGGAUGGUGGAAAAUUAAUUAUCAUAGAUUUCCUAUCCUUUCACAAAUGGCCCGUGAUGUAUUAGCUGUUCCAAUUUCCACCGUUGCUUCAGAGUCUGCAUUUAGUACUGGCGGAAGAGUUUUAAAUGUGUAUAGAAGCUCACUUACUCCAAGAAUUGUUCAAAGUCUAAUAUGCGCUCAAGAUUGGCUUCGUGCAUCUCCAUCUCUUGAAGACAUUGCUGAAGAGAUAGAUAACAUGGAAAAAUUAGAUAACGAUUUGUCAGAAUUACUUAUUGAUUCGACGAUAAUGGAAAUGUGA
Impatiens glandulifera is the source of this 2370-nucleotide messenger RNA. Its product is annotated as zinc finger BED domain-containing protein RICESLEEPER 2-like. The transcript has 6 exons. The coding region runs from base 1 to 2370 and encodes 789 amino acids. The record is from RefSeq and is a predicted model, not a curated record. Gene Ontology annotation, molecular function: DNA binding; protein dimerization activity. NCBI's taxonomy places the organism in Eukaryota, Viridiplantae, Streptophyta, Magnoliopsida, Ericales, Balsaminaceae.